Messenger RNA from Alternaria burnsii, 1128 nucleotides. RefSeq names its product peptidyl-prolyl cis-trans isomerase d. Gene Ontology annotation, cellular component: intracellular membrane-bounded organelle. Gene Ontology annotation, molecular function: protein binding; peptidyl-prolyl cis-trans isomerase activity. Lineage: Eukaryota; Fungi; Ascomycota; Dothideomycetes; Pleosporales; Pleosporaceae. Bases 1 to 1128 code for a protein of 375 amino acids. Gene Ontology annotation, biological process: protein peptidyl-prolyl isomerization; protein folding. The transcript is spliced from 3 exons. The record is from RefSeq and is a predicted model, not a curated record.
AUGGCUGACACUAAGCGCCCUCGCGUCUUCUUCGACAUCGCCAUUGGCGGCGUCAAGGCUGGCCGCGUUGCCUUUGAGCUUUACAGCGAUAUCGUCCCCAAGACCGCCGAAAAUUUCCGCGCACUAUGCACCGGCGAGAAAGGUGAAGGCGCAUCUGGAAAGCCUCUCCACUACAAGAACUCGAGUUUCCACCGCGUCAUCAAGGGCUUCAUGAUCCAAGGCGGUGAUUUCACACAGGGCAACGGCACAGGCGGAGAAAGCAUAUAUGGCGAGAAGUUCGAGGAUGAGAACUUUGAAAAAGUGCACGACAAGCCGUUCCUGCUGAGCAUGGCCAACGCCGGUCCAGGAACCAACGGCUCCCAAUUCUUCGUCACCACAGUGCCUACGCCGCAUCUCGACAAGAAGCACGUUGUCUUUGGCGAGGUCAUCAACGGCAAGAGCAUCGUCCGUCAGAUUGAGAACCUCAAGACACAGAGCGGCGACAAGCCUUGGCAGGACGCUACUAUCAUCGACUGUGGUGAGCUUUCUGGCGAAGACUAUGACAAAGCCACCGAAAAGAUCUCCGACGCAACCGGCGACCCCUACGAGGACUUCCCCGAAGACCAGAAAGCGAACGCAGACGACGAAUGGAAAGGCGAGGAGAUACUCCAAAUCGCUACAAAGCUAAAGGACAUGGGCAACGACGCCUUCAAAAAGGGUGAUCUUAAACUCGGCAUCACAAAAUACCAAAAGGGUAUCCGCUAUCUCCACGAAUACCCCGCCCCUCUCGACGACGACCCGGCAGAUCUCUGGCCUAAACUCCAGGCAUUGAAGAUUUCGCUAUACAGCAACUCUGCGCUUCUUCAGAACAAGUCGGGCCAAUUUGGGGAUGCGGCAGAGAAUGCGACAAAGGCGCUGGAUAUCGAGGGCAUUACAGACAAAGACAAGGCCAAGGCGUAUUUCAGGCGGGCACAGGCCAAGGCGGGCAAGAAGAACGAGGAUGAGGCGCUGGCGGACUUGCACGAGGCGGCCAAGUAUGCGCCGGGCGAUGCGGCCAUUGUCAAGGAGUUGGAUGUAGUGAAGAAGAGGGUGCAAGCGAGGAAGGAGAAGGAGAAGAAGGCUUACAAGAACGCUUUCAACUUUGACUAG